GAACAGAAACUUAGAGUAGCCAUGUUCCUAUAUCUGGCUGUGCUUCUUAUAACAGCUCUCUGUGUCAUAGUUAAACAUCACUAUUCGCUAUGGCAGCGUCAAGGCUUGGUUUGUGAUGAGCCCAUCAUUCCCUUUGGAUCGAUGAAGCCAGUAUUUCGCAAAGAAAAAUCGAUGGGGCUCGUUAUCAACGAUAUCUAUGAACGUUUCCAAGACAAGGCAGUGGGUAUUUAUUUGGCCUUCAAGCCAGCCAUUGUCAUCAGAGAUGCCGAAUGGGCGCGUCAAAUGCUGACAAAAGACUUUAACAGUUUUCAUGAUCGCGGAGUGUAUGUGAAUGAGAAGCGGGAUCCUUUGUCGGCGAAUUUGUUCAGCUUGAAGGGACAAUCAUGGCGUACCAUGAGAGCCAAGUUGUCACCAUCAUUUUCCUCGGGAAAAUUGAAGGGUAUGUUUGGCACAGUCGACGAGGUGGGCAAUAAGAUGGUCAAUCAUCUAAUGGAGCGAGUGAAAGAUGGUGAUAAACUCAAAUUGGAUAUUAAGGAUGUGACAACAACCUAUGCCAUCGACAUUGUGGGCUCGGUUAUCUUCGGCUUAGAUGUGGACGGCUUUGUGGAUCCCAACAACGAAUUUCGCAUGAUUAGUGAUACUCUUUUUAAAAAAACCAAUGCCCAUAUAUGGCAUAGGAUACGCAAUAUAAUGAAUUUCAUGUGUCCUCCCAUAGCCCAAUUUAUGGCCCUCUUUGGCACCUUGGACCCCAUCACCGCUAGCCUUCGCGAUAUUGUGCAACGCACCAUAGAAUUUCGUGAACAAAAUGGUGUUAUACGUAAAGAUCUUCUGCAAUUGUUACUGCAAUUGAGAAAUACUGGAAAAAUCAAUGAUGACAGUGAUGAUGUUUGGAAAGUAGAAACUGCUGCUGAGAACUUGAAGUGUAUGUCCAUUGAUGUGAUAGCAGCCAAUUUAUUUUUGUUCUAUGUGGCUGGCUCAGAGACUACUUCCUCCACCAUUGCUUACACUCUCUACGAACUGGCCAUGCAUCCGGAAAUUCUGGAAUCUGCUCAGCGCGAUGUUCUGGAGUGUAUGAAGAAUCAUGGUUUAAAGCCUGGUGACAAAUUGACUUAUGAUGCUGUACAGGAUAUGAAGUAUUUGGAUUUAUGUGUAAUGGAAACUUCUCGUAAGUAUCCCGGCCUUCCUGUUUGGAAUAGAGAAUGCACCCAGGAUUAUAAUUUGCCCGAUGAUAGUUUCACCAUUAAGAAGGGGACUGCCAUUAUGAUACCUAUAAUGGGUAUAGGCAGAGAUGCCAAAUAUUUUCCCCAACCAAUGGAAUACAGACCACAACGUUUUGCCGAAGAGAAAAAUGAAAAUAACAUGGUGGCAUUUAUGCCAUUUGGAGAUGGCCCGAGAUACUGUAUUGCUCAACGCAUGGGAACUUUGAACGUUAAAGCUGCCUUGGCAAAAAUUCUUUCAAAUUUCAACAUUGAACCUAUGCCACGUAAAGAAGUUGAAUUCAAAUUUCAUUCUGCUCCUGUCUUAGUUCCCAAGGAUGGUCUAUUUAUAACUCUCUCUAAAAGAGCAGCUGAAGUCAAAAGGAAACCACAACACGCACUGCAGUUAGAAGACUUCCACUCUAAGAGCAUUCAGCAAAAGUGCCAUACAAGUUGUGGCAAUAUUCGCAGCAUACAGAAAGUGAAGAUGCAACUGAAAUGUCUUACAAUGGUAUUGUUAUGGCAGGUUUUUGUAACACCACCACACUUUGCCUUUGCUGCUAAAGCCGAGGAAGAUGUCAAUUUCAAGGAAUUCAUAAACGAUGUCGAGCAUUUAGUCUUGGACACCGAGAAUGAAGCUUUGCGUCUCAGCAUUUCCAUCUACCAGGGUCUGGCAAAUGCCAUGACACCUCAGCUGCGACAAGCUGCCGCUCCUCUUAUGGAAAGUUAUGUGGAAAUGGUAAGGCAUGCUUUGGCCAAUAACAGCUCAUAUGGCGAGAAACGCAUACUUUUGAGACACUUUCGCAUCAAUAAUUGGAAAUUGGAACGUCUACGCAUGAAGCUUGCCCCGGAGAUGCCCAAAUUUCAAUUUGAAGUUAUAUCCCAGGAAUUUUACUUCAGUGGCCUCAAUACCACCAAGUACUUAACCCGUGGCGAGAAUUGUAAUGAUACCGGACCAGCUCUAACAAGCGGAGGUCGGCUAGAAGCCAAUCUGGCCUUAAGCAGCAUCAUGACCAUCUUCUCAGCAGCCACCUCAACACCCACACAAUCACCACAUUCGCACACCAUGCACAUGGCCUCCUCACCCAGGCGUUCAAGAGCACUUAUCUCUUUGGCGCGAGUAAAGCGUGAUGAUACGUCUGCCAAAAAUAGCAAGCCUUUAGAUAACAUAGAUGUUAAUGCUUUGGGUAACAUGAUAUUGGAGCGUUUGAAGGAAAAUUUAAAGGAUAGCGGUGACACAGUAAAGUUUCGUUCAAUAACAAAGAAGUUCAAACAAAUGUCACUAUAUUUGACUCUAGGCCUAUGUGCCAUUCUCUAUCUACUGCUUAAACGCCACUAUACAAAAUGGAAACGCUUGGGACUACCUUCAGAUGAGCAGCCAUCUCUAAUCUAUGGAUCUCUCACUAAAGUGGGACGCCGAGAGUUACCAUUUGGACUGGCCCUACAUGAGAUCUAUCACAAAUUUCAUCAAAAGUUUGUGGGUAUUUAUUUGCUCUUUAAACCCACCAUUUUGAUACGGGAUGCUGAAAUUGUGCACGAUAUAAUGACCACAUCAUUCGAUAGCUUUCAUGAUCGCGGCAUAUAUGUGGAUGAGGAACAUAAUCCUAUGUCGGCAAAUCUACUAAGUUUGAAAGGUGCUAAAUGGCGUACACUGAGAACAAAAUUGACACCUUCAUUCUCAUCGGGCAAACUGAAAGCUAUGUUUGAGACUGUUGAUGAUGUAGCGCAAAGGUUAAUUGAUCACAUGUCGCGACAAUUGUUGGAGGAGGAAGUUGAAAAAACUCAACAAACAUUUGAAAUGAAAAGUCUAUUGAUAACAUACACUGUUGACAUUGUUGGUUCUGUUAUCUUCGGUCUAGAGUUAGACAGUUUUGCUAAUCCCGAUAAUGAAUUUCGGCUUCUUACAAAUCGACUUUUCAACGAUUCGACUCUGCUGCAACAAAUUCAAGGAAUUAUGGGAUUUGUUUGUCCGCCUGUCGCUCUGGUACUUGGACGCCUGGGCGUCAGAGAUAACAUAACCUAUCGUCUUCGUGAUAUUGUACAGCAAACCAUAGAGUAUCGUGAAAAGCAUGGUGUCACACGUAAAGAUUUGCUGCAAUUAUUGAUACAGUUGAGAAAUACUGGCAAAAUAAGUGAUGACUCUGAUCAGCUAUGGAGUACGGUGGAAACUGCUGCUGAUAACUUAAAAUCCAUGUCCAUUGAUAUUAUUGCGGCCAAUUCAUUUCUUUUCUAUAUGGCCGGAUCGGAAACCACAGCCUCAACAACUUCUUAUACAAUAUACGAAUUAGCCAUGAAUCCUGAAGUUUUGGAAAAGGCCCGCCAAGAUGUGGACAAGGCCAUGGAGAAACAUGGUCUGGACAAACAUAAACGUUUGACUUAUGAUGCUAUAAAGGAUAUGAGCUAUUUGGAUUUGUGCAUAAUGGAAACUCUUCGCAAAUAUCCUGCCCUGCCAUUCUUAAAUCGCGAAUGUACCCAAGACUAUCAAGUGCCUGAAUCGAAAUUUGUUAUUCAAAAGGGCACUGCUGUAAUUGUGUCACUUUUUUCUCUACAUCGAGAUCCCGAAUACUUUCCCAGACCCCUGGAAUAUAUACCAGAACGAUUUUUGAAAGAUCAAAUGGACUAUAAUCCCAUUGCAUAUAUGCCCUUUGGCCAGGGGCCAAGACAAUGUAUAGCUCAACGCAUGGGAAUUGUUAAUGUUAAGACCGCCUUGGCUAAAAUAUUGGCCAACUUUAAUAUCAAAACAAUACCUCGAAAGGAAGUUGAAUUUAAAUUUCAUACCGCUCCUGUGCUUGUGCCCAAAGAUGGUCUAAAUGUAUCAUUUUCAAAGAGAAAGAAUUGAGGACAAAGCCGAAGAA
Stomoxys calcitrans (stable fly) is the source of this 4051-nucleotide messenger RNA. RefSeq lists its product as uncharacterized. Gene Ontology annotation, molecular function: monooxygenase activity; oxidoreductase activity, acting on paired donors, with incorporation or reduction of molecular oxygen; heme binding. Bases 22 to 4035 code for a protein of 1337 amino acids. NCBI's taxonomy places the organism in Eukaryota, Metazoa, Arthropoda, Insecta, Diptera, Muscidae. The record is from RefSeq and is a predicted model, not a curated record. The transcript has 14 exons.